This is a messenger RNA of Bursaphelenchus xylophilus (pine wood nematode), 1966 nucleotides long. NCBI's taxonomy places the organism in Eukaryota, Metazoa, Nematoda, Chromadorea, Rhabditida, Aphelenchoididae. The record is from the annotation of a GenBank genome assembly.
AUGGCCGAUUUGAAAACGGCGAAAAGCUCGAGUGAGCCGAGCACGGCCAAGGAACGACAGACUAUUUCGUUUAUGAGUACCAGUUCAUUCGGCUCCCGACAUGUGGAUCAUGCGUCGCCGCAGUAAGUUUAAUUUUUUGCACAGUGCAGUCUAAAGUCCAAUUUCUUUUUUUUCUUUUUUUUUUUUUUUAACACUCGGCAAUGCAAUUCUGCACAGUGCAAUAGAAAUUUUUUUGGUCGGAAAUUUUUAUUUUGCACAGUGCAAUCAAAAAAAGUUAAGCCUUUUUGCACUGUGCAAUCGGCAAUUCAAUUCUGCACUGUGCAAUCAAAAAGAAAGUUCAGUCUUUUUGCACUGUGCAAUCGAAAUUUUUUGGUCGGAAAUUUUUAUUUUGCACUGUGCAAUACAAUUUUUGAUAUCCGCACUGUGCAGUCUGAAAUUGAAUUCUGCACAGUGCAGUCAAAACUUCAUAAUUUUUUGCACUGUGCAAUCGAAAUUUUGGUCGGAAAUUUUUAUUUUUCACAGUGCAACCAAAAGCUGUUUUCCGCACAGUGCAAUCCAAAUUUUUGAUUUUUGCACUGUGCAGUCAGAAGUUCAAUUCCACACAGUGCAGUUAAAACUUUUUUUGCACUUUGCAGUUGAAAUUUUUUGGUUGAAAUUUUAUUUUUGCACAGUGCAGUCCAAUUUUUGAUUUUCCGCACCGUGCAACCCAGGUUUUUGAUUUGCGCACUGUGCAGUCAGAACUUUCUAUUUUUUUGCACUGUGCAAUCGAAAUUUUUUGGCCGCAGAUUUUGAUUUUCGCACUGUGCAAUCAAAAAUUAAAUUCUGCACAGUGCAGUCAAACCUUUCAAUUUUUUGCACCGUGCAGUUGAAAAUUCUUGGUCGAAAUUUUAUUUUUGCACAGUGCAGUCCAAUUUUUGAUUUUCCGCACCGUGCAACCCAAGUUUUUGAUUUUCGCACUGUGCAGUCCAAAUUUUUCAGUUUCGCACAGUGCAGUCGGAAAUUAAAUUAUGCACAGUGCAGUCAAAACUUUAUAAUUUUUUGCACUGUGCAAUCGAAAUUUUUGGUCGGAAAUUUUUAUUUUGCACAGUGCAAUCAAAAAAUGCUUUCCGCACAGUGCAAUCCAGAUUUUUGAUUUCCGCACUGUGCAAUCUAAAAAUCCCAAAAAUUUCAUUUCAUAUUUUUAGAGUCCGUUUCAACGUCUCCCUCCUUGUCCUGGCAUCCAUGGGAGUGAUCGUAGUCCUAAUCCAGUACCUGUUCUACUGCGAUUCCGCCUUCACUACUCUGGUUGGGACUCUGACGGCUUUAUUUAUUGCAUUCUUUGGCUACGAGUGGGUUUGGGUUCAUUCGAAUGCGUUGACGCGUCAUCGGAGAGCUCACUUUGAUGAAGCCAACAUUCUGGAGACAUACCAGCCGAGGGCGCGGACGUUGGGACAUCUUUUCCAGGUAAGGUUAUAUUGUAGUAGGUGAUUUGGGAAAAAAUGCGGAAUUUGUGAUAAAAAUUAUGAGAAAUAUUGGGGAAGUUGAUAUUGUUAGAAGCUAUGAGGCCUGUAGAAUCGAUAAAGAUCAAAAUUUUUGCUUCAAGAUUACUGUAAUUUCAGCCAGAUCCACCAACUCCGGGAAUGGUAACUAUCAAAGAUGGCGACGCUCCCGAACGCACCGAAUCCGAAAAAGCCGCGUUCAACGCUGUUCGAGACUCUGUAAGCUUAUUCCGAAAAUUUUGGAGCAAAAUAUUCACUCUGUCUUACUGUAAUUUCAGCACUACGCCAACAUGUUCCAACACGCGAUGCAAGUGGCCAAAGAGCAAGAAGCCAUGGAAAAACAGCCCCAAACCUCGUCCGGAAGUCAGAGUGAAAGUUCCAGCACCGCCACCGCCAAACCCGCGGAGAAUCAGCAGUACGAGAACAUAGAUAAUAUGCCGGAUAUCGCCAAAAUCCCGCCUCCACCCGAUGGGGAGAAAAAACUCUAG